Tuber melanosporum (Perigord truffle) is the source of this 1877-nucleotide messenger RNA. RefSeq lists its product as uncharacterized. The coding region runs from base 134 to 1447 and encodes 437 amino acids. Lineage: Eukaryota; Fungi; Ascomycota; Pezizomycetes; Pezizales; Tuberaceae. The transcript is spliced from 4 exons. The record is from RefSeq and is a predicted model, not a curated record.
ACGGAGCACAACGGGGUUGUUGCAACGGGCAAGCUCUAGGAAGAAAAAAACAUCCACCCCUCCUCCUCCCUUCCCCUCUGCCGGCCAACAGCAGAACCCGGAAACCUUUUCAACAACCUUACCGCUGUCUGAAAUGUCGGAACUACGACGAAAAGCUCUUGGGAGCGGAAAGACCGUCUCUCGCAAAGCUGCCUCCCGCCAGUCCUCAGCAGCCUCAUCCAGAGCGAAUUCCCGCAACACUUCUCGUGCCAACUCUAGAGCUGCUAGUAGGGCCAAUACCGAUGACGAGGGCUCCCUGAGCGACGAAACCACCUUCAGUCUUGGAUCGGUUGAUGAGCUUGCUACUAUUGAUGCCGAGCUCGAUGAGACCACUACCAUCUGGCAGGAGGAACUUGGUGAUAGAAUAAAUCAAAUUACCGAACGCAAAAAGUCGAGCUCCGUUGGGAGAGAGGAAUCUUUGACAGCCUAUGUUCGUAUCCUAUGUGCCAAAUAUGCAAAGGAGGAGAUACUCUCCAAAAAGUCUGAGCUCCUCGAUGCCUUCGUAAAGAGCCUCAAGCAGGGCAAGACUGAGAAGGAAGCGUUGCUUGCUGCGAAAGCACUAGCGAUUACUAUUGUUACGGAUCCCGAGGAUACCCUUUUCGACAAACUGGCCCCAGAUUUCAAGCGCGCUAUCAGAGAUCAUGCAUCCCUGCCGCUCAAAAAUGCUUUGAUCCACGCUUUAGGAGCUGUGGUAUUUUACGGCGGAGCCUCCGUUGCUGAGACGGAGCUCAUUAUGGACUUCUUUAUGGAGAUCGUCGAGUCCGAUGGUCAUGACAUUGGCGCAGGUGAUGAUGCAGGGAUUGUCGCUGCUGCCUUGGAAGAAUGGGGUAAUCUUGCUACCCAGUUGGAUGAUGCUGAAGAGGUUACCCGUCGCUCCAUGUCAUCCCUCGUUGACCAGUUGGAUUCUUCCGAAAUCUUGGUCCAGAUCGCUGCGGGCGAGAAUAUUGCCUUGCUCUACGAAAAGAGCUACGCCGAGGGAGAAGAUGAUGAGGUUGUUGAGGACCACUCAGAAUCCGGCCUUGGAAAGAACUUUGUUCAAAAAUACAAACCAUACCCUCGCCAUGGCGAUCUUCUUCAUACCCUUCGCAGUCUCUCCAGCGGAUCGAAAAAGUAUCUCUCCAAGAGGAAUAAGAAGACCCAGCACUCGGCAUUUGUUGAUAUCCUACAUAGCGUUGAGAACCCCAUGAAGGGCCCACGUUACUCCGAAGCGUUGGAUAAGGACAAUAGAGUUCGUGGCUCAAGAAUGACGGUUAGAAUCCACAAGAAGGGAUUAUUGAGGGUAGAGAGGUGGUGGAAGCUUCAUCGCCUUCAACACUUGAGAAGAAUUCUUGCAGGCGGUUUCUUAAACCAUUGGAUCGAAAAUCCAGUUAUAUUUGAGAGUUUGAGCUUGUUUGUGGAAGAAAUAUAAGCGGUAUCUGAUAACCUCCUAAUCCGGCUGCUCUCUCAGGUAGAAGGUCUCUUGGUUUUUCUAUCUGUUCGCUCACUUCGGGGUUCGUACUUGAUUUACUGAAAAAAAAAAAAAUGAAAAAAAAAACACGAAAAGUUGAGUGGACUAGAAUAGUAAGUAGUGAGUUCCUUGUAAUUUUACUACCAUUGCCUGUUCCGAGGGAUGUCUGCGUUUCUUGUUUCUCCUAAGUACUUCCCAUAUUUUGUUGUCUCAUUUGCGUUUCUGGCUCUACCACUGGCUCUCGUUUUCACCUUAAGCAUAUACACCUUGGGGUUUCUUUAAGCUUCGAGAUAUAUAAGGUAGACUGGCAAUUUUUAACCGGGUUUUCUUUUCUUUUACUUUUUCCCCUUCUUUUCUUUAAUUUUAAUUUUAAUUUUAAUUUUUUCGUUUC